AUGGUGACCAGAGGUAUCGGCAGUCACUGCAUUUGGAUGUUCAAGGGCAAAGAAUGGCCGAUCCUGAUAUGUGGCGACGACAUCCUUCCGAAAGACUUCUUUGGCCGUCGCCGACAUAGUGACGAAGUAGCAGCUAUAUUGCUUGGCCUGCGAAAGUACAUCUGGAUUCUAGAGUGUAGUCUCCAAGACAUUGACCCGCACAGGAAGUACCUCGAGCCUUCCUUCUCGGACGAACCGUGUGCUGCCGAUGACGAAACAGCUAAGCUGGAGAAGCACCGUCGAAUUGCCUUCGAACAGGACUUGCAAUUAUGGGGGACACCAAAGUUUUGGAAGAAUUAUAUUGCCGGUGAACGCAAAGCGCGUAGACUGCAGCGCUCAAUCUCCACGUCGAGCAGAGGAAAGCGUAAGCGGUCUACUAACAGCGCCGAGACUGCUGUGUCAAGCGGUCGAAGUUCCAAUGACGCGGACACGCACCCCAGCACUUCCUCGCACAAGCGUCGCAGGUGUGAUUCCAGUGGCUCUCUACCAAAUCCGCAAACGACGUCUGUCAGAGGCGGCUCAUCCAUUGGCCGCAAGAAAGGGGGUUGCACCGUCGCUGACGUUGACGGAAUUGUCGACACGGACGACCUCGUCAGAUCAGUAGAGCAAGAGGUCCACGACCAUCAUGACAAAAUCCAGCAUGAUGUCUAA
Baudoinia panamericana UAMH 10762 is the source of this 690-nucleotide messenger RNA. RefSeq lists its product as uncharacterized. The coding region runs from base 1 to 690 and encodes 229 amino acids. The record is from RefSeq and is a predicted model, not a curated record. The transcript is spliced from 2 exons. NCBI's taxonomy places the organism in Eukaryota, Fungi, Ascomycota, Dothideomycetes, Mycosphaerellales, Teratosphaeriaceae.